Penaeus vannamei (Pacific white shrimp) is the source of this 1242-nucleotide messenger RNA. Lineage: Eukaryota; Metazoa; Arthropoda; Malacostraca; Decapoda; Penaeidae. The record is from RefSeq and is a predicted model, not a curated record.
GCGUGCUGGAGUGUAUAUAAAGCUAACAGCCACACACACUCACGCCAUUAUUCACUAUGGAGCUCUUGGUUCUAGUCUCGGCACUGGCUGCAGUGACAACUGCCGCGCCACAAGGCUACAAUCUGCCUACACCUGGACAGCCUGGGCCUGGUGUUCCACUCCCUGCAGCUGCUGGAAUCUCUGGUGGCUUAGGACAUGGGUCUUUUGGUGAUUCCAGUGAGGGUUUCCUGAAUGGAGGCUCUGCUGGAGGGUGCCAAGAGGGAGAAGUUCUACACGUUGACGGGAAAUGCUAUGCCCCUGUAGUCAACAGGAAAGUCUACGUGUAUGAGUCUCCUGCUCUCCCUCCCGCUCCCAUUGGUCCACCACCAAGCAUUCCUCCUCCUCGAGUGGAUCAUAACAUCUUAUUUGUUCAUCUUCCUGAGGAAGGACCUGGCCCUGAGCCAUUGAUUAUUCCUCCCCCAAGGACAGAAAGCGUUGUGUACAUCCUUAACAAGCAGGAUGAACAACAGCAGCGUGUCAUUGAAGUACCUGCCCAUCCUCCAUCUGAUCCUGAGAUUUACUUUGUCAACUAUGCUGAGGGAGAAAAUCCUGCUCUUCCCAUCGGCGUGGAUCUCCAGACUGCUCUCAGCGCAGCUUCUCAGGCCGGAGGUCAAGUCAUCGGCGGAGCUGGUGGACUUGGUGGAGCCGGUGGACUUGGCGGUGCCGGUGGUCUUGGUGCUGGAGCUGGUGGACUUGGCGGUGCCGGUGGAUUUGGCGCUGGUGCCGGCGGACUUGGCGGUGCCGGUCUUGGUGCUGGAGCCGGUGGUCUUGGCGGUGCCGGUGGACUUGGCGGUGCCGGUGGACUUGGUGGUGCCGGUGGAUUUGGCGCUGGAGCCGGCGGACUUGGGUCCGGAGGAUUUGGUGGCGCCAGUGGACUUGGUGGUGCCGGUGGUCUUGGUGCUGGAGCAGGUGGAUUUGGCGCUGGAGCCGGCGGACUUGGCGGUGCCGGUGGUCUUGGAGGUGGAGCCGAUGGAUUUGGCGUUAGCUUUACUGGCGCUAGCGGCGAAGACUUCAGCGGUUUUGCUCAAGGUCCUCAGUUCGAUGACUCCGGGGAGGCCCAUGGCGUCUCGUCAGUUGUCGCCACUUCCCCCUCGAGGCAGUACUCGCUUCCUUAGAGGAAAGUUGUUUAUGCCUGAUUAUCUUAGUUUCUAUAUCCGGUAUAACUUGUUUUCAUUCUUCAACUAAAAGUUAUGUUUUCUUAAA